This is a messenger RNA of Daucus carota subsp. sativus, 972 nucleotides long. RefSeq lists its product as uncharacterized. The transcript is spliced from 2 exons. The record is from RefSeq and is a predicted model, not a curated record. Bases 1 to 972 code for a protein of 323 amino acids. NCBI's taxonomy places the organism in Eukaryota, Viridiplantae, Streptophyta, Magnoliopsida, Apiales, Apiaceae.
AUGGUAAUUUGGCUCCAUCCGGAUGAUAAACCAAAGACAAUUCAACAAGUAGAUCAAAUAAUUUCAGCUGAGAUUCCAUACAAACAACAAGAUCCUCAUGGAUACGAUGCUGUGCAAAAAUUUAUGAUACAUGGACCGUGUGGUAAACUAAAUAUGUUAUCUCCCUGCAUGGAUUUGGAACGCAAUGCUUGCACACGCCAUUACCAAAAAAGGUACUCUCAAGAAACAUCAUUUGAUGAAAAUGGAUAUCCAGUGUAUAGACGGCGCAAAACAAACCACACAGUCAGAAGGAAUAAUGUAGAGCUCGACAAUCGGUGGGUCUUCCAAUAUAACAGAGACCUAUUGGUAAAGUUUCUGUGUCAUAUAAAUGUCGAAGUAUGCAAUCACUCAAGGAGUAUCAAAUACCUAUUUAAAUACUGCAUGAAAGGUCAUGAUAGAGCUACUAUGUUAUUGGUCAAAGCAAAAGAAAACAAAACUAUAGAUAUUGCUCAGUCCAAUACCGUCCCCAUAAAAACAACACCAGUUGAUGAGAUUAAGCAAUUUUUGGAUGGUCGUUAUGUAUGUGCUGCAGAAGCAGUUUGGCGAAUUUAUGGAUUCAGUGUACACCAUAGGACUCCAUCUGUUGAAAGACUUCCCGUCCACUUAGAGGAUAUGCAAACUGUUACUUUCAAGGAUAAUGACUCUUUGUCAAAUGUUGCACGUUGUGCUACAUUCCGCCAUAGUAAAUUACAAGCAUGGUUUGAAGCAAACAAAACAUAUCCAUGGGCCAGAAACCUAACCUAUCAAGAGUUCCCCCUCUCAUUUGUAUGGGAUGCUCAAGGUUGCCAAUGGACCCCAAGAAAACAAGGUUAUGUUGUUGGCAGGUUGCAUUCAACAUAUGUCACUUUCGGAGAUUCUUUCUACUUGAGAAUGAUUCUUACUAGAUUCAAAGGGGCAACUUCUUUUACAGAACUUCGAACUGUCAACGGCUAG